Molecule: messenger RNA, 6741 nt
Organism: Sphaeramia orbicularis (orbiculate cardinalfish)
Lineage: Eukaryota; Metazoa; Chordata; Actinopteri; Kurtiformes; Apogonidae
Product: phospholipid-transporting ATPase ABCA1
Exons: 50
Coding region: 1-6741 (2246 amino acids)
Biological process (GO): lipid transport; transmembrane transport
Cellular component (GO): intracellular membrane-bounded organelle; membrane
Molecular function (GO): lipid carrier activity; ATP binding; ATP hydrolysis activity
Source: RefSeq, a predicted model, not a curated record
AUGGGUCUCUUGACGCAGUUCACUCUGCUCCUGUGGAAGAACUUCACUCUCCGGAAGAGACAAAAGGUGCGGCUGGUUGUGGAAGUGGUAUGGCCUCUGUUUCUGUUCAUCAUACUGGUGUGGGUGCGGGCCACCAAUAAGCCAGAUCACAAAGGUCAAUGCCACUACCCAAAUAAAGCCAUGCCUUCGGCUGGUGUGUUGCCGUGGCUUCAAGGUAUGAUGUGCAACAUCGACAAUCCCUGUUUGAGCUCCCCGACGCCAGGGGAGACGCCGGGCCAAGUCAACAACUUCAACAACUCAGUAAUUGCUGGGGUGCUGAUAGAGCUGCAGACCUUGGUGGUGGACAAAUCGAUUCUGAGUCGGGUGCAGAUGCUGUCAGAUGACAUGGAGCUGUGGUCCUCAGUACUGUCAGAUUCCAACCCUGGUAACGGUCAACCAGUGAUACUUGAGACGGUUCUACGAGAUGAUGAAACCUUCUCCACGUACCUGAGAGAUGAACUGUCGCUUCCACCAGAAGUCAUCGAAAGCAUCAUGACCGCACAGAUCAAUCCAAUGAUGCCAAUCCCAAGGCCAAACAACCUGAGGAGCAUCCUGUGCGAGGGGACAGAUCUGGAUGACUACGUCCAAUUUAGCAGCCAAGCUGAAAAGGAGGCCUUUCAAAAUGUCAGCUGCUCCCUCAGUCCACAGCAGCUGAUUAACACCCAGCGAGUAUUCCUGCAAAACCUCGACGUGAGAAAAGUGCUUUCCGAGUCACAAAGUGCUUUAUCAAUGUCAGUUUUAGAUCCAAACGCACUGGAGGAAACCACCUCAAACGCAGCAGGAGUGAUUGAAGCGAUGUCAGCGCUGCAGAGGUCUGAAGCGCUGAAGACCGCACAGUCGUUGAAUUUCCAAGAGGACAUGACAGGCAGUAUCAAUAUGCUAUUUUGUGGAAAACAGUCAGACUUCAAUUCCACCAAUACCCGAAGGUCUUCCUUCAACAGACAGAUGAAUGACACCGCUAACAACGAAUCAAACUCUACCAACAACAGCUCUGAUGCUUUUUGUCAGACUCUCGUCGACACCCUGGAGAGCACACCUGGUCUGCGCUACAUUUGGAGCACCUUCAAGCCGUUACUGCAGGGGAAAGUCCUCUACACACCUGAUACACCUGCUGCCCGCCUCAUGGUGCAAGAAGCAAACAGCACAUUCAAUGCCUUGGCUAUGUUGAAAGAGCUCGCUGAUAUGUGGGAUGAGGUCGGCCCACGUGUCUGGGAUUUCUUUCAGAACAGCACUCAAGUCAAUGCAUUACGGGCUUUGCUUGCAAACCCUGUGUUCACUGCAGCCCUCAACCAGCGUCUCAACGGCACAGGGUGGACCGCCGAGCUGCUGGCCAACUUCCUGUACAACGGUCCACCCGAGGAGCGACCGGCCGACAUGCCGCCUACCGACUGGAGGGACGUCUACAGAGGAGUUACUCUAAUCCUGAAGCUGCUGUCCAACUUCCUCGGGUGUCUGGACCUGGACAAGUUUGAGGCGGUCACAGAUGAAAACAUUUUGGUGAACAAAGCCCUGGACCUUCUGGACAAUGAUACGUACUGGGCCGGUAUAGUCUUUGAAAACCUCCCUGCAAAUUCCAGCGAACCACCCGCUUAUGUCAAGUAUAAAAUCCGCAUGGACAUCGACGAGGUAGAGCGUACCAGCGAAGCAAAAGACAGGUUAUGGUCUCCCGGGGCCCGAGACAACCCCUUUAACGACCUGCGCUAUAUAUGGGGAGGCUUCGCUUACCUGCAGGAUAUGAUGGACCAUGGCAUUAUACGAGCACACACGUCAAAAACCCAGCCCUUCGGGGUUUUUGCCCAGCAAAUGCCAUAUCCAUGCUUCGUGGAUGACGCCUUCGUCCAGAGCAUUGGUGGCAUCCUCCCCAUGGUCCUGGUUCUGGCCUUCAUUUACACUGUGUGCAUGACCAUCAAAACCCUGGUGCUGGAGAAGGAGCUGAGGCUCAAGGAAGUCCUCCGCAUCGUCGGCGUCCAAAACGGCGCCCUUUGGUUUUCGAGGUUUACAGAAAACCUUGUACUCCUCAUGAUUCCCUGUGUGCUUAUGAGUGUCAUGUUGAAGUACGGGCAAGUGCUGCAGUACAGCGACCCCUCCGUAAUCUUCGUCUUCCUGCUGGUGUUCUGCUUCACCACCAUCACUCAGUGCUUCUUCAUUAGCGUCUUCUUCUCUAAGGCCAACUUAGCAGCUGCGUGCGGCGGCCUCAUCUACUUCGUCCUCUACCUGCCGCACAUCCUCUGCUACGCCUGGAGGGACGUCAUGGGUUUCCGGGCCAAGGUUGGCGUGAGCUUAUUGUCGUGUGUGGCCUUUGGCUACGGCUGUGAGAACUUUUCCAAGUACGAGGAGCAAGGAAUCGGGAUUCAGUGGCACAACAUCGGCAAGAGUCCAGAGGAAGGAGAACGCUACACUUUCAUCGUGUCCAUUAUCAUGAUGCUGUUUGAUGCAGCUUUGUACUGGGUGCUCACCUGGUACGUCGAGAAUGUCUUCCCAGGUCAAUAUGGAAUCCCUAAGCCAUGGUACUUCCCUUUCACGGCGUCUUAUUGGUGUGGGACGGCCGCGGUUGCCGCCGGUGACCCCGAUCUGCUGAAGGUCUCCGAAGAACACAAUGAGUAUCUUGAGAAACCGCCCCCCAAUAUGAAGGUGGGGGUGUCCGUCUGCAAUCUGGUCAAAAUCUACAAGAACGGAAAGAAGCUGGCAGUGGAUGGACUGAGCGUGGACUUCUACGAGAAUCAGAUCACAUCUUUCCUCGGCCACAACGGAGCAGGAAAAACAACCACAAUGUCCAUUCUGACAGGGCUGUUCCCCCCGACGUCAGGAACCGCCAUCAUCAACGGAUACGACAUCCACACCGACAUGGACCGCAUCCGGAUGUAUUUGGGAAUGUGCCCUCAACACAAUGUCUUAUUCAACGAGUUGACGGUGGAGGAGCACAUUUACUUCUACGCCAGGCUGAAAGGACGAAGUCGAGAGGAGGUCAAAGUUGAAAUGGACCAGAUGAUUAAAGACGUCGGUUUACCACAUAAGAGGAAGGAUCUCGCCAAGAAUCUAUCAGGUGGCAUGCAGAGGAAGCUGUCCGUUGCUAUAGCGUUUGUUGGCGGCUCCAAAAUUGUCAUCUUAGACGAGCCUACUGCUGGCGUGGACCCGUACGCCCGCAGGGGUAUUUGGGAACUGCUGUUAAAGUACAAACAAGGUCGCACCAUCAUUUUGUCGACGCACCACAUGGACGAGGCGGACAUCUUAGGUGAUCGCAUCGCCAUCAUCUCCCACGGAAAAAUGCGCUGCUGUGGCUCCUCGCUUUUCCUAAAGAAGCGUUUCGGCAGCGGAUACUAUCUCACCCUGGUCCGAGACGGGACUGAGAAGAUGACGGCUCAGCGUAACGGCAUGAUACAAAGUCAGGUCAAAGAGGAGAAAGACUGUCCUUCGAGGAGCAUCAGCCCAGAUGACGGCAUCGGCAGCCAGAGCUGGAACAGCCCCGAUCCAUCAGAUUUGACAGCAGUGGGUCAGCUUGUGAGGCGCCAUGUCCCAGAGGCGGUCUUCUUGGAGAGCAUCGGUCAAGAGAUCACCUACAUCCUGCCCUAUGGUGGAGCCAGAGAUGGAACCUUUGCCCUGCUGUUCCAAGAGCUCGACCUAGCGCUGGCUGACCUCGGCCUGACCAGCUACGGCAUCUCCGACACCACGCUGGAGGAGAUAUUUCUGAAAGUGGCAGAAGACACUGGAGUGGACGCAGAAAUACAAACAGCAAAGGAGACGCCGGUGAGAGACUGCAAAAGAAACUCCCGCGAAUUCAGGCGGAACAGCAUCGCCAGCGUCCACAUGAAAACAGAGCAAGUCAACGGAAAGAGUGAAUUAAAAGAGAAGUUUACCAGUAAAGUCGAAGACCUAAAGAAGAACACCAGCGUGAGUGGGAGGGGAUCGACGGUCAUCACCGGGUGGAGGCUGAUCAGGAGGCAGUUCUUGGCGCUUUUUAUCAAGCGCUUCCACCACGCCCGAAGGAGCCGCAAGGGACUCAUUGCCCAGGUGGUGUUGCCUGCUGUUUUCGUCUGCUUGUCUCUGAUAUUCUCACUCAUAGUCCCACCGUUCACUGAAUAUCCCAGUAUGGAGCUGCAACCCUGGAUGUACGGCCCACUUCAAACCACCUUUUACAGCAAUGAUUCUCCGGAUGAUGCGAACGUGUCCCGGGUGGUAGAAACAUUAGUGAACAACCCCGGCUUUGGGACGCGCUGCAUGAAGGGAGACCCAAUACCGAACUUACCGUGUUCCACUAGUGGGUCCGAUUGGUUCACUCCACCUGUGGAUGAGGCAUUCGCUGACAUCUUCCUCAAUGGGAACUGGAGCAUGUCUAAUCCCUCUCCUUCCUGUCAGUGCAGCACCCCUAAACGGACUAUCAUGUUACCUGACUGCCCACUUGGUGCAGGGGGGCUCCCUCCUCCUCAGAGAAUCCAGAACACAACAGACACGCUGCUGAAUUUAACUGGAAGGAACAUGACAGAUUUCUUGGUCAAGACUUUUGAGCACCAGGGUAAAACAAGGUAUGGAGGCAUCUCCGUCGGAGCAGUCAACUCCCAAGUUCGUCUGACAGAGGCAGAAAUCGAAGCUGCAUUCAGGGAUCUAAAAGACCUAUUCAGCUCACUUCAGGAUAAUGUGACUGAUCAGAUCCUCGAGAAAGCAGAGACUCUACUGAAGAAACUGGGAACCAAGGACAACCUAAAGGUGUGGUUCUACAACCAGGCAUGGCACGGCGUGGUGUCCUUCCUCAGCGUGGCCAACAAUGCCGUCCUGAGGGGAACUCUGCCGGCAGGACACGAUCCUCGUCAGUACGGCAUCUCAGUCUCCAAUCACCCCCUGAACCUGACCAAGGAGCAGCUGUCCUACAUGGCACUGGCCACGACCUCCACCGACGUAGUGGUGUCCAUCUGCGUUAUCUUUGCCAUGUCCUUCAUCCCUGCCAGCUUUGUCCUCUUCCUCAUCCAGGAGCGGGUGAAUAAAGCCAAGCAUCUGCAGUUUGUCAGCGGGGUAAACCCAACUGUCUACUGGCUGGCCAAUUUUGCCUGGGACAUGUGUAACUAUGUCGUCCCAUGUGUGAUUGUGAUCGUGAUCUUCCUCUGCUUCCAACAAAAAUCCUACGUUUCUCCACCCAACCUGCCAGCUUUAAUUCUGCUUCUUGUUUUGUACGGGUGGUCCAUCACCCCUACCAUGUACCCCGCCUCCUUCUUCUUCAGCGUUCCCAGCACCGCCUACGUGGUAUUGACCUGCAUCAACCUCUUCAUCGGUAUCAACGGCAGCGUGGCCACCUUCGUCAUGGAACUCCUGGAUGAUGAUAACAUCACCCGUGUCAAUGACAUAGUGAAGCAGACGCUGCUCAUUUUCCCACAUUUCUGUCUGGGCAGAGGCCUAAUUGACAUGGCCAAGAACCAGGCGAUGGCUACACUGUUCAGCAGUUUUGGGGAAGAUCGUUUUCAAGACCCGCUCAGCUGGGACAUGGUGGGAAAAAACCUGUGUGCGAUGUCCAUCCAGGGAGGUGUCAUGUUCGCUGUCACAAUCCUCAUCCAGUAUAAGUUCUUCUGCAAACCGAGGCUUAUUUCAGGGAAAUCAUUAUCUGCAGAGGAAGAGGAUGUCGACGUUGCCCGGGAACGUGAACGGGUAUAUAACGGCAAAGCCCAGAGCGAUCUUCUGAGGAUCUGUGACUUGACUAAGGUAUACCCUCGGAAGAGCACCCCUGCUGUGGACAGGCUCUGUGUGGGCGUACCUGCCGCAGAGUGUUUCGGCUUGCUGGGAAUCAACGGGGCUGGAAAAACCACCACAUUCAAGAUGCUGACAGGAGACAUCCCAGUCUCCAGUGGAGAGGCCUUCCUAAACGGAUACAGCAUCCGAACGGAAAUGCGAGACGUACACCAGAACAUGGGCUAUUGUCCCCAGUUUGACGCUAUUGACGAUCUCCUGACUGGACGAGAGCAUCUGGAGUUUUACGCCAGGCUACGAGGGGUACCUGAGAAGGAGGUCGCCAUGGUGGCUGAGUGGGGAAUCCAGAAACUGGGGCUGGUGAAAUAUUCCACCAAGUCAGCAGGGACCUACAGCGGCGGGAACAAACGCAAACUCUCGACAGCUAUGGCCCUGAUUGGCUGUCCUCCCGUCAUCUUUCUGGAUGAGCCGACCACUGGGAUGGAUCCUAAGGCCCGCCGCUUCCUGUGGGACUGCAUCCUGAGCGUCAUUAGGGAAGGACGCUCUGUUAUUCUCACGUCACACAGUAUGGAGGAGUGUGAAGCGCUCUGCACCCGUAUGGCUAUCAUGGUAAACGGGCGCUUCAAGUGUCUUGGAAGCAUCCAGCAUUUGAAGAACAGAUUUGGUGAUGGCUACACGGUGAUCGUCAGGGUCGGGGGGUCUCCGCCCAUCCUGAAGCCAGUCGAGGACUUUGUGGAGCAGACGUUCCCGGGCAGCGUCCUGAAGGAGAAACACCACAACACGCUGCAGUAUCAGCUCCCGUACACACAGAGUGCUUUAGCCCAUAUCUUCAGCCAGUUCACCAUCCACCAGCAGAGGCUCAACGUGGAGGACUACUCUGUGUCCCAGACCACUCUGGACCAGGUCUUUGUGAAUUUCGCCAGGCACCAGCACGGCGACGACUCGUCACAGGCGUACGACAACGCGGUGGAUACGUCGGACGAGCUGCCGAUGGAGGCCGCGAAGACCACCGCAGAUGCCGAGAAGGUGUGA